AAUGAAUACACCAUCCUGCCCUAUUCCAUCAUGGGCAUCCACGGCUACAUUCUGGUGUACUCAGUGACAUCCCUGCAGAGCUUCCAGGUGGUGACGACUCUCCAUGACAAGCUCUAUAAGAGCCAGGGGAAGACAUGCAUGCCUGUGGUGCUGGUGGGGAAUAAGGUAGAUGUCUCCCUGGAGAGAUGGGAAGUGAGGACAGAAGAAGGGAAGAAACUGGUGGAGUCAUGGGGAGUAAUUUUCCUUGAGUCCUUGGCCAAGGAAAGCCAGGGGAUCCAGCUGGUCUUCAGGAGGAUCAUUGAGGAGACUGACUGUGUGGACAAUUCCUGCAGCAGAUCCACUGGCUGCUGCCUGAUGUGA
Molecule: messenger RNA, 360 nt
Organism: Acanthisitta chloris (rifleman)
Lineage: Eukaryota; Metazoa; Chordata; Aves; Passeriformes; Acanthisittidae
Product: GTPase RhebL1-like
Biological process (GO): small GTPase-mediated signal transduction
Cellular component (GO): plasma membrane
Molecular function (GO): GDP binding; GTP binding; GTPase activity
Source: RefSeq, a predicted model, not a curated record